Molecule: messenger RNA, 1617 nt
Organism: Scaptodrosophila lebanonensis
Lineage: Eukaryota; Metazoa; Arthropoda; Insecta; Diptera; Drosophilidae
Gene: Adsl
Product: adenylosuccinate lyase
Exons: 1
Coding region: 82-1533 (483 amino acids)
Biological process (GO): 'de novo' AMP biosynthetic process
Cellular component (GO): cytosol
Molecular function (GO): N6-(1,2-dicarboxyethyl)AMP AMP-lyase (fumarate-forming) activity; (S)-2-(5-amino-1-(5-phospho-D-ribosyl)imidazole-4-carboxamido) succinate lyase (fumarate-forming) activity
Source: RefSeq, a predicted model, not a curated record
UGUGAUAGCCGCAACAAGUUGUGUUUAUUUCAUUGCAAAAGUUUUUCUGCUGGAGGAAAAGUCGAAUAGUGCGAGUGAAAAAUGGCCGGCACAAGCGAUUACGAGGGAUACAAAUCACCUUUGAGUACCCGCUAUGCUAGCAAGGAGAUGCAGUUUCUGUUUAGCGACCAAAACAAGUUUUCCACAUGGCGACAACUGUGGGUCUGGUUGGCGAAGGCGGAACGUACUUUGGGGUUGGAAAUUAGUGAGGCGCAAAUAACAGAAAUGGAGCAACAGAUUAAGAACAUAGAUUUUGAAGCGGCGGCUGCAGAAGAGCGGUUAACUAGGCACGAUGUUAUGGCACAUGUUCACGUUUUUGCAAAGCAAUGCCCAAAAGCUGCACCGGUCAUACAUUUGGGAGCCACAUCCUGCUAUGUGGGGGAUAAUACGGACCUUAUAGUACUACGCGAUGCACUGCAGCUAUUGCUACCUCGUGUAGCCUCUGUCAUACUGUGCUUAAAACAGUUCGCAGAGACGUACAAAUCGCUACCGACUCUUGGCUUUACGCAUCUACAACCGGCACAGCUGACUACAGUGGGUAAGCGUGCUUGCCUAUGGAUUCAAGACUUACUUAUGGAUGAGCGUGCUCUGAGGCGCUGUCUGGAGGAUUUACGUUUCCGCGGAGUCAAGGGUACAACUGGCACGCAAGCGUCCUUCUUGCAGCUCUUUAAUGGCGACGGCGGGAAAGUAAAGGAAUUGGACUUGCUAGUGACGAAGUUGGCUGGAUUUAGUAAGCCAUAUGGCGUGACUGGGCAAACGUAUUCCCGAAAAGUAGAUGUCGAGAUUGUGGCUACGCUCUCGAGCCUCGGCACCACCAUACAUAAGAUGUGCUCUGACCUACGCAUUCUUGCAUCCCGCAAAGAAAUGGAGGAGCCCUUUGAGUCCACGCAGAUUGGCUCUUCGGCAAUGGCUUAUAAAAGGAAUCCGAUGCGUUCGGAACGCUGUUGCGCAUUAGCCCGACAUCUCAUUACACUUUUCAAUAACGCUGCCAACACGCAUGCCACACAAUGGUUGGAGCGAACAUUAGACGAUUCGGCCAAUCGACGUUUGACAUUGUCAGAGGCUUUCCUCUCGGCGGAUGCAGCAUUGCUGACUCUACUAAACAUUUCCCAGGGCAUGGUUGUCUAUAAUAAGGUAAUCGAGCGUCACAUUGCACAAGAGCUGCCAUUUAUGUCCACUGAAAAUAUAAUUAUGGCCAUGGUCAAGGCCGGCGGAGAUAGACAGGAAUGUCAUGAGAAGAUUCGCGUUCUUUCCCAGGAAGCUGGUGCUCAAGUAAAGCAGUUCGGAAAGGAUAAUGAUCUGGUCGAACGAGUGCGAAACGAUGCUUAUUUUGCACCAAUCCUGGGUCAUUUGGAUGAAAUACUAAAUCCCCGAACGUUUACCGGACGUGCAAGUGAUCAGGUAGUCGAGUUCAUAGCCGAAGAAGUAGAACCAGUACUGGCGCGUUAUAGCGACUCCUUAAAAAAUGUUAAAUCAGUGCAACUGCUUAUUUAGUUCGUUUACUUGAAAUCGUUUAUGCAUAAUUAUAAAUGUAUACAUAAAUUUUGAAAAUAUAUUACUACAUUGCGUCAAUCGUCA